CCAACAAACCAACAACUGCUACAAUCCUCUCUAUAUCUCUAAUGGCGUUUCGAAACCUUCUCUUCUUCUCCUUCUUCUCUAUAUUCCUCCUUCAACUACAACCCUCCAUCAGCCAAACAACAGUCAAAGCCGCCUACUGGUUUCCGGCCAGCGAAUUCCCGGUAUCUGACAUAAACUCUGCUCUAUUCACCCACCUCCUCUGUGCAUUCGCCGCUCUCGAUCCUCAAUCCAACCAACUCAUCAUCCCAACCUCCAGCCAGGCCACAUUCGCUUCUUUCACCACAACCGUCCAACAAAAGAACCCGUCCGUCCAGACGCUAUUAUCGAUAGGAGGCGGAAGGUCCGACCCAUCUGCUUUCGCCUCCAUGGCGAGCCAGCCAACAUCACGUAAGAGCUUCAUCGACUCAUCCAUCAGGCUCGCUCGAGCCAACGGCUUCCGCGGCCUCGACCUCGACUGGGAAUACCCACAAACCGCUCAACAGAUGUUGAACUUAGGCACCCUCUUCGAUGAGUGGCGAGCUGCGGUGGUGUCCGAGUCGCAGUCGUCGGGUCGGCCGCAGCUGCUUCUGACUGCAGCCGUCCAUUUCUCUGCGAAUCGUGACUCACUGAGUUACCCGGUCCAGUCGAUCGGAAGAAACUUGGAUUGGGUCAAUGUCAUGGCGUAUGACUUCAAAGGACCUGGCUGGUCGGGAGACUCGACCGGUGCACCAGCUGCACUCUACAACCCGUCGAGUCGAUUCAGUGGUAGCGCUGGGAUCGAUGUCUGGAUCGGGGCUGGGCUUUCAGCUAAGAAGAUGGUGCUAGGUCUGCCGUUUUAUGGAUAUGCAUGGAAGCUAGUGGACCCGAACCAAAAUGGUUUGGGUGCGCCUGCGAGCGGGCGAGCUACUGAACAAGGUGUUGCAAGCCAUGGAUCGAUAAGUUACUGGCAGAUCAAGGCGUUUGUUGGUAGGAGCGGUGCUACUUGGGUGUAUGAUCCGACGGUUGUAACGGACUAUUGCUAUGCGGGGUCCACUUGGAUGGGAUUCGAUGGUGUAAGAUCGGUUGCUGCUAAGGUUUCGUAUGCUCAGAGUAAGGGGCUGUUGGGCUAUUUUGCAUGGUCCGUUAGUGGAGACAGCAACUGGGAGCUUUCACAACAAGCUUCACAGACGUGGAAUUGAUUAGACAUCGUCAAUCUACGGUAGGAGAAAUAUGACAGAAUAAGGGAAAGGGCCUGAUGAAGCCUUCAAUUAAAAGAGAAAAAAGAAGUUUAAGGAGCAUAUGUAUUAUAUUAAGUUCUAAUAAAUUGAAAUGUAUAUGAUCAAUACAAAUACACUCCUUUUAUAAAAUCUUGUAAUAAUUCAGUACUUAUGCUCUUAUUAUUAAGGUUAUAUGAAGUUUGAUUAAAUAAUAGGUCUGAACAUAUUGCAUUUGU
Magnolia sinica is the source of this 1411-nucleotide messenger RNA. Its product is annotated as class V chitinase-like. The coding region runs from base 42 to 1157 and encodes 371 amino acids. Gene Ontology annotation, biological process: carbohydrate metabolic process; chitin catabolic process. Gene Ontology annotation, molecular function: chitinase activity; chitin binding. The transcript is spliced from 2 exons. The record is from RefSeq and is a predicted model, not a curated record. NCBI's taxonomy places the organism in Eukaryota, Viridiplantae, Streptophyta, Magnoliopsida, Magnoliales, Magnoliaceae. Gene Ontology annotation, cellular component: extracellular region.